GUCUGGUUGAAGACAAUUGUUCCAGCAAGCCAAGUCAUCACAUACCUAUCGAGAGAGCCUUUGAGCGCUAAACACAAAUUAUAAAAAAUGAAAUCAGUAGCAACAGUUGUCCUCCUUUGCCAGUUAAUGUUGACGCUAUGGUCGGCCGGCGCUGUGGCGGCACCACCUGCGGAGACUAACCCGUCCCCGAAGAAUCUAGAAGAUUUUAGAAACCACAUACGCAACACUUUGACAAACUAUUUAAUGACACAGACCCACGCCAGGUAUGGAAAGCGAAUGGUUCCCCUUAGCCAAUCCGUUUCGAAUAUUCGCAACUGGAACGCUCAGAAGCCAAGCGAAGAGUGGCUUGGACAUAACGACGGCAGAGAACCGAGUGGCAAAGGCGAAAACCUGAUGGACAUUUGCUUUCAAAUUAACACGUCGCCGGAAAUUCGAAACCUUUUACUUUCUUAAUUUUGAAACCGUUCCAUACGAAAAAUCUAAAUGAAAUCUGGUAGUUACGCAAUGGCACCAGGGUGUUAAACGAAAAAAAAAAUUACCUAUGUUUAAAUACAUCUCCAUUUAAACGUC
Molecule: messenger RNA, 570 nt
Organism: Daphnia carinata
Lineage: Eukaryota; Metazoa; Arthropoda; Branchiopoda; Diplostraca; Daphniidae
Exons: 3
Coding region: 88-453 (121 amino acids)
Source: RefSeq, a predicted model, not a curated record